UUACGCAUGAUUGUGACAUGGAGAAGAGUGGGAGAAUAAAAGACUGAUAAAAUCUCACAAGAAUAUCAUAAAAAAUGAUAGUGAUUUAGUGGUUUUCAUGACGUGCAGAUCUUCUGUGAAAAAUUAUGGAGAAAUUGGAAGAUCCAAACUUCACGGAAGUGAAGAUUCCCGUGCCUUGGGGCCAUGUAGCUGGGAAAUGGUAUGGUCCAGCAGAUGUCAAACCAAUUCUCAUGAUUCACGGAUGGUUGGACAACGCAGGAUCAUAUGAUACCUUAAUACCACUCCUGCCUAAAGAUGGCAUUAGCUACUUAGCAAUUGACCUGCCUGGACAUGGAUUUUCAUCUCACAUUCCUGAGGGAAUGACCUACAGUCACUAUGACUAUGUGUGGCUCAUUCAUCGAAUCAGAAAGAUUUACAACUGGCCAAAGGUCUCCCUGAUUGGGCACUCUCUUGGAGCGAUAUUGUGCUUCCUAUAUGCUGGAAUAUUUCCUCAAAAUGUGGACAUGGUAAUCAAUCUAGACGGUAUGAUUCCCUUUACUAGUCCAGAAUUUGUGAUUGGUAUGCUGGAAGCAGGACUUGCAAAAACUUCGACAUUGAUAGCUCAUCAUAUGACACCAAAAUCCCAGCCAACAUAUUCUAAAGAAGAACUUGUAGAAAGGAUGAUUGCAAGUUCCUACAAUUCCCUUUCUCCUGAAGACUGUGAAUACUUAUUCAGACGAGGGAUCAAAAAAAGCUCCAGAGAACCUAAUAAAUUUACUCUAAGAAGCGAUGCCAGAGUGAAAAUGAUACAUAUAAUAUCCCUUUCUCAAGAGAACUAUCAUACAUUAGCGAGGGAAAUUAAAUGCCCAAUAUUAUACAUCAGUGCUGAUUCUAAGCGAAAUACUCCAAGAUCGAGAAAAUUCAAUGAGAAUCAGAAGACGAUAGAGGAAUUUAUGCAGAAGAAUACUCCUCUGUUUGAGUACCAGGAAGUAUCAGGGAAGCAUCAUGUCCACUUGACGCAUCCAGAACGAGUUUCUGGAACAAUGACCGAUUUUAUUCUCAAGUACAGGACACCAAAGAGUAAAAUUUAAUUCAGGGGAAAGGUGUGACACUUAAUUAGUUAGUUAAUUUGUAAUUGUUGUAUUUAAAAAAUGUGGUUGGAGAAAAUAAUAUAAAUGGUUUUUUGACAAAAUCGAA
This is a messenger RNA of Phlebotomus papatasi, 1176 nucleotides long. Its product is annotated as probable serine hydrolase. The transcript has 2 exons. The record is from RefSeq and is a predicted model, not a curated record. Bases 126 to 1070 code for a protein of 314 amino acids. NCBI's taxonomy places the organism in Eukaryota, Metazoa, Arthropoda, Insecta, Diptera, Psychodidae.